This is a messenger RNA of Diaporthe citri, 1311 nucleotides long. RefSeq lists its product as uncharacterized. The transcript is spliced from 2 exons. The record is from RefSeq and is a predicted model, not a curated record. Gene Ontology annotation, molecular function: ethanolamine-phosphate cytidylyltransferase activity. Lineage: Eukaryota; Fungi; Ascomycota; Sordariomycetes; Diaporthales; Diaporthaceae. Gene Ontology annotation, biological process: phosphatidylethanolamine biosynthetic process. Bases 1 to 1311 code for a protein of 436 amino acids. Gene Ontology annotation, cellular component: cytoplasm.
AUGUCAGCCACAGAUCCCAUCUCUCCCCCAGGGGACCCUGCCCCAGAGGUUCUGGAUGGCCGUAUCUGGGUCGACGGAUGCUGGGACUUCUUCCACCACGGCCAUGCCGGUGCCAUGCUCCAGGCCCGCCAGCUGGGCGACGAACUCUAUGUCGGCGUGCACUCGGACGAGUCCAUCCUGGAGAACAAGGGUCCUACCGUCAUGAACCUUCAAGAGAGACUCGCUGCUGUGGACGCCUGCCGCUGGGUGACCCGCUCCGUGUCACACGCCCCCUAUGUGACACAGCUCGACUGGAUCACUCACUAUGGCUGCCGUUACGUCGUGCAUGGCGACGACAUAACCUCUGACAGUAGUGGCGAGGACUGCUACCGGUUCGUCAAGGAGGCGGGCCGCUUCAAGGUCGUCAAGCGCACCCCCUCCAUCUCCACCACCGACCUCGUCGGCCGCAUGCUGCUCUGUACCCGGACCCACUUUAUCAAGUCGUUGCGCCGAACGCUCGCGGGUAGCGACGGUCAUGGCAGCGAUGUGGAACGCAAGACCGAGGGAGCGGCCAUGACGGAGCGAAUGAGACUGUAUGCUACCGAUGAGACGGCUAAGAAACCCGGCGCAAGCGUGUGGUUCUGGGAGACGAGCUCGCUGCAUGCCAAGACGGGGCACGACGGCAUCGACGACAAUGGCACUUUUACGCAGUUGUUCGAAGGGCCAACACCGAAGCCUGACCAGAGGGUGGUGUACGUCGAUGGCGGGUUUGAUCUAUUCUCGAGCGGCCAUAUUGAGUUCCUGCGCCUAGUGGUCGAGGUGGAGGAGACGAAGGCUGCCGAGAAGGGAUGGAACAAGGACUACUCGCCUGUGUAUGUCGUCGCAGGCGUUCACGACGACGAGGUCAUCAACCACUGGAAGGGCGUUAACUACCCCAUCAUGAACAUCUACGAGAGAGGACUGUGCGUGUUGCAGUGCCGGUAUGUCAACUGCGUCAUCUUCGGCGCCCCUUUCACGCCCACAAAGAACUACCUCACGUCCUGGUCUUGGGGCACCCCAGAUGCCGUCUACCACGGCCCCACCUCCUUCAUGCCUCUCACCUACGACCCCUACUCGGAGGCAAAGGAACUCGGCCUCUACCAGGAGAUCGGCCAGCACAGCUUCCAGGAUGUCAACGCAGGCAACAUCGUGGACCGCAUCAUGAAGAGCCGCAAGCAGUAUGAGGAGAGGCAAAGGAGGAAGGGCGAGAAGGCAGAUGUCGAGGCAGCUGCGAAGUUGAGGGAGCAACUCGAGGAGGAGCAAAGAAAGAAAGAGGCACAAAGCUCAGCAUAA